AAUCGAUCGACGAGACCCGCGCUCUGCUAGCAGCGAGCUAUCCGUCUCUACUCGCCUGGCACAGCAGCACGUCUCCGCUCGUCCUCUGGAAAAAUGGCAACGACAGUGAAACUGAACACCGGCGCACAAAUGCCCAUUGUGGGGCUGGGGACCUGGAAGUCUCCCCCUGGCAAGGUCACGGAGGCGGUGAAAGCAGCCAUCACAGCGGGCUACAGGCACAUCGAUGGAGCAUACGUCUACCAGAACGAGACGGAGGUGGGAGAGGGUGUUGAUGCCAUGAUCAAGGCCGGCGUGGUCAAGAGGGAGGAUCUUUUCAUUGUUAGCAAGCUGUGGUGCACUUUUCAUGCCAAGUCAGUGGUGAGGCAGGCUUGUGAAAAGACCCUCAGUGAUCUGAAACUGGACUACCUAGACCUCUAUCUAGUGCACUGGCCCAUGGGUCUCAAGCCUGGCAGUGAGCUUAUUCCUCUGAACGACGCAGGAGAGACGAUCAAUGACGAUACGAACUUCCUGGAUACAUGGGAGGGAAUGGAAGAGCUGGUGGAUGCUGGUUUGGUCAAAGCUAUCGGUAUCUCCAACUUCAACAAGGCGCAGAUUGAAGCCAUCCUCAACAAGCCAGGCCUCAAGUACAAGCCGGCCAACAACCAGGUGGAGUGCCAUCCAUACCUGACCCAGGAGAAGCUGAUCAACUACUGCCACUCUCAGGGCAUCUCUGUGACAGCUUACAGCCCCCUGGGCUCCCCAGACAGACCCUGGGCUAAACCUGACGACCCCUCACUGCUGGAGAAUUCAGAUAUUAAAGCCAUUGCUGAGAAGUACAAGAAGACACCCGCUCAGGUCUUGAUCCGCUUCCACGUCCAGAGGAACGUGAUUGUGAUCCCGAAGUCGGUCACACCUCAGCGCAUUCAGGAGAAUUUCCAGGUGUUUGACUUUGAACUGAAUGAUGAGGAAGUGAAGACUAUAUUGGGAUUCAACAGGAACUGGAGAGCUUGUCCCAUGCAAUGGGGCAUAAAGCACAAGGAUUACCCAUUCAACGAUGAAUUCUGAAAUAAUAAAUGCAGAUUUUUUUUCCACACGUUUACAGUGGGUGCUGGGGCUUCCUUGUCUGCUCUCUUGUCUGCUUACUUUCCUGUUCAUUAGAGCAGCUUGCAGUGCUGGUGUGGCCUUGCAUCUGAUUUUCAUGUUACAUUUGUCAAGAGAAACCUUGACAUCUGUUAUUACCCGUUUUUUCUCUAUGAAAGCUGGUAACCAGAUUUACAAACACUCCAAAGACCUGAGGUCAUCGUCCAGUUUCUGAGCUUAUUGUCAUGUAGAUUACUUCGAGGUCUGUAUUGUUACUGAAGAACAUGAUGUGUGCCAUAUAAGUACAGAGGCAAUAUUUUUUUAUGUCACAGACAGUUCUAAGUUAGUCCUAAGAACAUAAAAAGCAAUUCAAAGUGUUGUCAUUUGUUUUAAGCUCAGAGUUUAAGUCUAAACAUAUUUUUUAUAGCACAAAUUGGGUUUGAGGGAUUCAUCUUAUGUCAAAGCACUCCUCAUGUUACUAAACAUGUUUUUUCUAAGUGUUUCAUUGUCUAAUCAAGUAUAUUUUUACCACUUGUGCAGAGAUAUCAGGGCCUUAGCAUAUAGAUUUGACUGAACAGUCAAAGCACUAUUAUCUCAGUCAAAUACAGAACAAAUUACCUCGAUUUGUUUUAGGAUGACAAAGUACUUCCCACUGUCACUUGUCGCAAGUCAUACAUGGCACUUUCUUAUCAUGUGUAUUAACCCUGUUAUGAAAUAUUUGCUUUCACUUCCCAUGUGAGCUGUUUUUGUUACGUGCUGAAAAAAAGUCUUGUGGGGGAAAAUAAAACAAGCUGGUGUGAGUUCAUCA
This is a messenger RNA of Acanthopagrus latus (yellowfin seabream), 1867 nucleotides long. RefSeq names its product aldo-keto reductase family 1, member B1 (aldose reductase), tandem duplicate 2 (gene akr1b1.2). Lineage: Eukaryota; Metazoa; Chordata; Actinopteri; Spariformes; Sparidae. Bases 94 to 1044 code for a protein of 316 amino acids. The transcript is spliced from 10 exons. Gene Ontology annotation, molecular function: aldose reductase (NADPH) activity. Gene Ontology annotation, cellular component: cytosol. The record is from RefSeq and is a predicted model, not a curated record.